This is a messenger RNA of Pleurotus ostreatus (oyster mushroom), 654 nucleotides long. RefSeq lists its product as uncharacterized. The transcript has 3 exons. NCBI's taxonomy places the organism in Eukaryota, Fungi, Basidiomycota, Agaricomycetes, Agaricales, Pleurotaceae. The coding region runs from base 1 to 654 and encodes 217 amino acids. The record is from RefSeq and is a predicted model, not a curated record.
AUGCAAUCUCAACUCACACUCGUAGAACGACUCCCGAGUUUCUUUGUGGAACCUGGCGUUCUACAACCCACGUCGGCAUCGAAACUACUCUACCUUACGCCUGACAAUGUCAAGCGAUGCACCAUUACGCUUGACUUGAAGGACUCUGAACAGACACAAUACAUUGUUAACAGUAACUCGGAGCUAACGUAUAUGCAUGUUCGAAGACCCUACGAUCCGCCCGACCAACCUCUUGCCGUCCUCCACCGGAGAGACUUUCUGGCGGACAAGAUCUCAUUUUGCGGCGGUGAGAAAAUCAAGGUGAAGGACUGGUUGAAGCCUUUGAAGGCGUUCAGCCCAUUUCCAGUUGCUUUCGAAGCAAACGAUACCAUGUAUGUAUGGGAUGCUAGUAUAGUCGGGCAGCUUUCGAUGUAUAAAGCGUCAGAGCCUGAUACACCGAUUGCUUGGUUCCAGAGUUCUCGCAAGUUGGUGAUGGAUGGUGUCCCAACGGUGCUCCCAGCAUUUCUUGUCCUCCAACCUGAUGCUGCCGACAUUCAAGACUUAACGGUCAUCUCAUUCCUGAUUCUUGAACACAAGAUUAGGAUGAUCAACAAGCGCACCGAGCUCAUCAGCGGUAGGGCUAUACACAGCGGCUCUAUAUCGGCCACGACUUAG